GUACUGCUGUGACAGCAUCACGUGCCCAACAUACAUUAGGCCGAGGCGGCUCGCCCAAGUAUUACGUACAAUGCAACCCCCUGCGAGUGCGAAUUGAGGCAAUUUUGACAGAUGGACAUUGCGCGUGCAGCUGCCGUGCAUAUCGUUGAAAUUCUGUUGAGCACGAUGACAGUCCCCAGCGUCGUGGGCGAGCGAGCCCCUGGUUCGUGAGAGGGAUGCCGAGGCCCAGUAUCAAUAUGCCUCGAGGUCGACGGUAAGAUCAACAUUUCCAUGCCAGAGUUUCCACCAGUCAAACCGGUGGUAGAUCUACCACAAUCGUCUCGCCAUGGUACACAGAACAAGUUCUUUGGACAAGUUGUACGCGUCGGUACUCGCUCGUCGUGGCGAUCAGGGCCGUCUGCGUCGUCUCACCAUCACACCACCGGGCACUGUCGACUUUUCCUCCAACAACUACCUGUCCCUUUCGACAAAUGCAGACAUCAAACGUGCCUACCUUGAAAAGCUCCAAUCGACGACGACGGAGGAGGAACUCGCCUUGGGGCCUGGCGGCUCACGGCUGCUGGAUGGGAACAGCGUCGCUGCCGAGUCGUUGGAAUGCGCUAUUGCGGCCUUUCAUGGCGCGCCGGCGGGAUUGCUCUUCAACUCUGGCUACGAGGCCAACACGGGGCUCUUUGGCUGUGCAGCCCAGCCGGGCGAUGUCCUUGUCUACGACGAGCUCAUCCAUGCGAGCGUGCACGACGGGAUGAGACUGAGCAGGGGCCGAAGGAUCCCGUUUGCGCAUAACUGUGUGAGAGACAACCCACAUGCCGUCCCCGCCAAGGUGACCAAGGGCCUGGACGAUGUGCUUGCCGACCUUGUCCGCGGUGAGGAUGGCGAAGACUUCAGCAACGGACGGGCCAACGUGUUUGUGGCCGUCGAGAGCGUGUAUAGCAUGGAUGGGGAUCUUGCUCCCCUCGCAGAGAUUGUCGAGUGCGUCGAGGCGAGGCUUCCCAACGGCAAUGGGCACAUUAUCGUCGAUGAAGCCCACGCCACAGGCUGGCUAGGGGACCGCGGACGAGGACUUGUCUCUGCUCUGGGCUUGCAAGAUCGCGUGUGGGCGAGGGUGCACACAUUUGGCAAGGCUGUGGGAUGCAAUGGAGCCGUCGUUCUUUGCUCACCGACCGUCCGGGACUAUCUCAUCAAUUACGCCCGCAGCCUCAUCUACACAACGGCCAUGGCGUAUCCGCUUCUCGCCGCCAUCGGGACGGCCUAUGAGUACUUGGCAGGUGCCCAAGUAGAGUCUCGCCUCCAUCACCUCCGCUCCCUGAUGCAAUACACGCAUCGCCUCCUUGCUCGUCUUUUGUGCUCGCUUCGUCCGCCCAGAAGCCUUUUGCAUGUGAGAGAGGAGCCCCCCCAAUCCCCCAUCGUUCCCCUAUUCACAUUGCAUGCUCGGAGCCUUGCGCAGCACUGCCAGCAGAAAGGAUUCAUGGUGCGGCCCGUCGUGCCUCCGACAGUGCCUGCGGGGCAAGACAGAGUGAGGCUAUGCCUCCAUGCUGGAAACACAUUUGAACAAGUGCAAGGCCUGUGCAAGGAGAUCGAGGCGUGGGUGUGCCUGCAGCGGGCAGAGAUCAAGUCAGGGGUAGAAUUCCGGACCACACAGGGAUCAUCACAGCAGUCGAGUAAAUUAUGAUUGCAGUACAAGUUGACGGGCGCGCACAAUGAAAGGUAUGCGAGGAGGAGAUAUGCACAAUUCCUGGCCCACGACCAAAAGACAAGAGGUAUGGAGUGUAAAGGACAUAACAGCUGGUAUUCGCUGGUCGUUACCAACCUGGGGUUUCUUGUCUACUUGGCGUCGGGAAUAGACCGGCUGUAGUAAGGCUGGUUCUCCUGAAGUAAAUACGUAGUGUCUAAACAAGGACCACGCGUGAGUGAACCUCGUUCAAUACAUGUAUAUCGGAUAUUUAGACUAAUAUUGUACCUAUUAUACCUGGGCACCGGCAAAACUACCUAGUUACCCAGUCCAUAUCCACGGUCGCGCUACGACGGCAC
Molecule: messenger RNA, 2028 nt
Organism: Emericellopsis atlantica
Lineage: Eukaryota; Fungi; Ascomycota; Sordariomycetes; Hypocreales; Bionectriaceae
Product: aminotransferase class I and II
Exons: 2
Coding region: 326-1669 (447 amino acids)
Biological process (GO): biosynthetic process
Molecular function (GO): pyridoxal phosphate binding
Source: RefSeq, a predicted model, not a curated record